CUUCACCACCACACCAACAACGUCGCCGGAGUGUUUCUCGGCGUUUCCAGUCUCCGGCAAUGGCCUCGAUGACGUCGUUUUCGGGCCUCACCCUUUGUCAUUACGUUCCAAUAUGCAGCCACAGAAAUAACCCUCAAUUUGCUCAGUUUCAACUCUCCUUCAGCUUUUCCGCGAAACCCACUUCCCUGAAAACUUCAAAUUCGCUCUCAUUAAAGAAAAGAGAAGCUUUCUCAAAUGGGUAUCGCUUAACUCGAAGAAACCUCUCACGGUUCUGUGUCCGCUGCACAGCUUCAAGUGGAAAGAUUACGCAGCAGGAAUUCACAGAAAUGGCGUGGCAAGCAAUUGUCUCAUCGCCUGAAGUGGCAAAGGAGAACAAGCACCAGAUUGUGGAGACUGAGCACUUGAUGAAAGCUUUGUUAGAGCAAAAGAAUGGUCUUGCUCGUCGGAUCUUUUCUAAGGUUGGGGUAGAUAAUACUCGGCUUCUAGAGGCUACUGAUAAGCACAUUCAACGACAACCUAAGGUAUGGGAUUUUAUUGGUUUUAAACACAUUCUCUCGCAACGUUGUUUAUGGGCAUACUUGUUCAUCUUAAGAAUUUAGACCCAAAUAGAAAUUGUAUAAGUUUUCAACUUGAUGAUAUAAGUCAAGUUGGAAGGAAAAGCUUGACCACAGAAGCUUGGAAGGGAAGUAAUAGCCACAUAAUUUUGUUCUUCAAAUGACUUAGGUACAAUAUGAAAUUGACAUGAUACCAUCACAAAAAUGACUAUGAUCUGACCUAUCUGCAAUGUUUAUGAAGCCUCAUUGUCAUCUGAAAACAAAUAUUGUGGAGUACAGGAGUAAAAUGCAAAACUAAUUUUGAUCCCAUAUGCAAUUUGAACCAUUACACUUUUCCUUUAUACAAAUUUGUACUGUGUGUUGGUGAAAGCUCUCAUCCAUAUUGACCUAUAACUGCUGAGAUUUUCAAUACUGCUUCUCUGCUAUAAAAGACUUAUUUAUUGUAUUGAUGUUGGUAAUAUGCUGACUUACGGCUGUUGGCUGCAGCUCAGAUUCUUUGUGAUGGUUCUUUUACAUUAGUAGCCUCUGAUAAUAUGACUUGAAUUCCUGAAUUCACUAUUAGAUGUCAAUCUAUGGCUUUGAGCAGAUGCCCUAUGCAAAUGAUAUGGAGCAAACACAUGGGUACUCAUUGUAUAUUUUUAGAUGCCUACAAAUAUAGCGCUUGUAUUUUGUUAGCUGGUUGAUUAAACUACUAAGCAUCUCUGUAGCCCAAGAACCUGAUUGUUGAACUCUUGUCCAAUUAUGUUAGGUUCUUGGGGAAUCAGCUGGUUCAAUGUUGGGGCGUGAUUUGGAGGCAUUGAUUCAGAGAGCCAGGGAUUUCAAGAAAGAAUAUAGGGACUCAUUUGUGUCAGUUGAACACUUGGUUCUUGGUUUUGCCCAAGAUCAACGAUUUGGGAAAAUAUUGUUUAGGGAUUUUCAAAUAUCUCAACAAGCCUUAAAAUCUGCCAUUGAGUCCAUAAGGGGACGCCAGGCAGUCAUUGACCAAGAUCCUGAAGGGAAGUAUGAAGCCUUGGAAAAAUAUGGGAAAGAUUUGACAGCAAUGGCUAAAUCAGGAAAACUUGACCCAGUCAUAGGAAGAGAUGAUGAAAUACGCAGGUGCAUUCAGAUUCUCUCCAGGAGAACAAAGAACAAUCCUGUGCUAAUUGGUGAGCCAGGUGUGGGAAAGACUGCAAUUUCUGAAGGACUUGCUCAGAGAAUUGUUCAAGGAGAUGUUCCUCAAGCUUUGAUGAAUCGAAGGCUUAUAUCCCUUGAUAUGGGUGCACUAAUUGCUGGAGCAAAGUAUCGGGGAGAAUUUGAGGAUAGGCUGAAAGCUGUUCUCAAAGAAGUAACAGAAUCUGAUGGUCAGACUAUCCUUUUCAUUGAUGAAAUCCAUACAGUUGUUGGGGCAGGUGCUACAAAUGGUGCUAUGGAUGCUGGUAAUCUCUUAAAGCCUAUGCUUGGUCGGGGAGAGCUGCGAUGUAUUGGUGCAACAACAUUAGAUGAGUAUCGGAAGUAUAUUGAGAAGGACCCAGCACUUGAGCGUCGAUUCCAGCAAGUUUAUGUUGAUCAACCUUCAGUUGAAGACACCAUUUCAAUACUAAGGGGACUGCGGGAAAGGUAUGAGCUGCAUCAUGGAGUUCGCAUUUCUGACAGUGCACUUGUGGAUGCUGCAAUUCUCUCAGAUCGAUACAUAAGUGGGAGGUUUUUACCUGACAAAGCUAUUGAUCUGGUUGAUGAAGCAGCGGCUAAACUGAAAAUGGAAAUUACUUCUAAACCUACUGCACUUGAUGAGAUUAAUCGAUCAGUCUUGAAAUUAGAGAUGGAGAGACUCUCUCUCAUGAAUGACACUGACAAGGCUUCUAAAGAUAGGUUAAAUCGUCUUGAGACAGAGCUCUCUCUCUUAAAAGAGAAACAGGAUGAACUGACAGAGCAAUGGGAGCAUGAAAAGUCAGUAAUGACUCGUCUUCAGUCUAUUAAAGAGGAGAUAGACAGGGUAAAUCUUGAGAUUCAACAGGCUGAGCGGGAGUAUGAUCUUAAUCGCGCUGCUGAAUUGAAGUAUGGCAGUCUAAACUCCUUACAAAGACAACUUGAAAGUGCAGAGAAGGAGUUACAUGAAUACAUGAACUCUGGUAAGUCUAUGUUGAGAGAGGAAGUUACUGGUAAUGAUAUUGCUGAAAUCGUAAGCAAGUGGACUGGUAUCCCCAUAUCAAAACUUCAACAAUCUGAGAGAGAGAAGUUGUUGUAUUUAGAGGAAGAACUCCAUAAACGUGUUGUAGGUCAAGAUCCUGCUGUUAAGGCUGUAGCUGAGGCUAUCCAACGUUCAAGAGCAGGUCUUUCAGAUCCCCAUCGACCAAUUGCUAGCUUCAUGUUUAUGGGACCCACAGGUGUAGGAAAGACAGAGCUAGCCAAGGCCCUUGCUUCAUAUUUGUUCAAUACAGAAGAAGCACUUGUACGGAUUGAUAUGAGCGAGUACAUGGAAAAGCAUACAGUUUCAAGGUUGAUUGGUGCUCCACCUGGAUAUGUUGGGUAUGAAGAGGGAGGGCAACUAACAGAGACGGUUCGCCGCAGACCAUAUGCUGUUAUUUUGUUUGAUGAGAUUGAGAAGGCACACUCAGAUGUUUUCAAUGUAUUCCUUCAAAUUUUGGAUGAUGGAAGAGUAACUGAUUCACAGGGGCGGACCGUAAGUUUUACCAACACUGUUAUCAUCAUGACCUCAAAUGUCGGAUCACAGUAUAUUCUCAACACAGAUGAUGACACUGUGCCCAAGGAGCUAGCAUAUGAAACCAUAAAGCAGCGAGUAAUGGAUGCUGCAAGAUCCAUCUUUCGCCCUGAGUUCAUGAAUAGAGUUGACGAGUAUAUUGUUUUCCGGCCUCUAGACCGUGACCAAAUAAGUAGCAUUGUCCGGUUACAGUUGGAGCGCGUGCAGAUGAGAAUUGCGGAUCGCAAGAUGAAAAUCAAAGUAACAGAAGCUGCUAUCCAACUACUUGGAAGUUUGGGGUAUGAUCCAAAUUAUGGUGCUAGGCCAGUCAAGCGAGUGAUUCAGCAAAAUGUUGAAAAUGAACUUGCAAAGGGAAUUCUUAGAGGAGAGUUUAAGGAUGAGGAUACAAUUUUAGUAGACACAGAAGUGACAGCAUUUGCCAAUGGUCAACUUCCCCAGCAAAAGCUAGUUUUUAGGAGGGUUAAAGCUGAUUCAGAAUCCACUGUUAAAGACACCCGAGAAGGCUUUCCACAGAUUCUGUGAAUGCAUGUCACUGCUCUUCUAUUUCUCCAUAUGAUAUGUUUCAUACAAAUUUUGAGUAUAGGCCAUUUUAUUAUACUAAUGGAACUUUGAUUCUGUUAAUAAUUUGAUAUAAUUUGUAGUUCUUCAUAUCAUAAUUUUUUUUGGUCAAUACAAAUUUCAUACUUAAGAAGUGUUUGUUUUUAUGAAAUAUUUUGUAGUGUAAAGGAGGAGCAGUGGUUCAGUUUUCCAAUUAAUAAAUCUGGUUUUUAGGUG
Molecule: messenger RNA, 4026 nt
Organism: Abrus precatorius (Indian licorice)
Lineage: Eukaryota; Viridiplantae; Streptophyta; Magnoliopsida; Fabales; Fabaceae
Product: chaperone protein ClpB3, chloroplastic
Exons: 10
Coding region: 1327-3774 (815 amino acids)
Biological process (GO): protein refolding; cellular response to heat
Cellular component (GO): cytoplasm
Molecular function (GO): ATP binding; ATP hydrolysis activity
Source: RefSeq, a predicted model, not a curated record